UCUCUCACGAUCGCUCGGGCACCUGGGACUCGUCAACACCCUCAAGGUCUCAAUGCCUUCACCUGCCGAACAUGUCCCUAUCAGUUCGUCCUUGACCAACAAUACUACGAACGCACCUAUAUGAAAAAGAAACAACUGGAUGAUAUUAUGGGCGAGGAGCAAUCCGAUCUGCCAACCGUCGAAGGCUGUCCGAAAGAAGAGUGCGAUUCUAAGCUGGCAUCUUUCUAUCAGCUUCAGACCAGAAGCGCAGACGAGCCGCCAACUUCUUUCUACAGGGUAUGUCCAUUAUCCUGCGCAACC
Capronia epimyces CBS 606.96 is the source of this 300-nucleotide messenger RNA. RefSeq names its product DNA-directed RNA polymerase III subunit RPC10. Gene Ontology annotation, cellular component: RNA polymerase III complex. The annotation marks the transcript as partial. The transcript has 2 exons. The record is from RefSeq and is a predicted model, not a curated record. Gene Ontology annotation, biological process: termination of RNA polymerase III transcription; DNA-templated transcription. Lineage: Eukaryota; Fungi; Ascomycota; Eurotiomycetes; Chaetothyriales; Herpotrichiellaceae. Gene Ontology annotation, molecular function: DNA-directed RNA polymerase activity; nucleic acid binding; zinc ion binding.